AUGUCGACCCAGUCCAAGAUCGUACCGGCCCAGCUGACGCCCCUCGGUGCUGCAUUCGCCGGCGCGCUCGGGGCGUGCUUCAGCAAUGCCGUGGUCUACCCUCUAGACGUAGCAAAGACGCGUAUCCAGGCGACGUCGUCGAACGCGAAGGGCAAGCGGAAAGAUGAAAUGACAAUGCUAUCGGUCCUUGUCGACAUCCUGAACGAAGACGGCAUCUCGGGCUGGUACAGUGGCUUCGCCGCAACAAUGUUGAACACAUUCUCCAUGCAAUAUGCAUACUUCUUCUUCUACUCCUUUAUCCGCAAUGCAUACACAAAGCGACUUGCUGCGAAGCUCCCUCCAGGGUCCAAGCUGCCAGCCCUAUCCACCGCCGCAGAGCUCGGCCUCGGAGCCGUGGCAGGCGGACUCUCGCAGAUAUUCACCAUCCCUGUGUCUGUGAUCGCGACCCGCCAGCAAGUGGGCCGCCACGUGAAUGCGGGGGAGAGCGAGAAGAAGAAGGCCGAUAACUCCUUCCUUACCGUCGCCCGCGAGAUCAUUCGGGAGGAGGGCGUCACGGGUCUGUGGUUGGGCAUCAGGCCCGGCAUGGUGCUCACUGUCAACCCCGCAAUCACGUAUGGUGUAUACGAGCGCAUCAAGACAAUAAUGUUGCUCGCCCGGGCUAAAGUUGGCGCGGCUGAGCGCCUGGGACCGGGUAUGUCGUUCCUCCUCGGUGCACUCAGCAAGACCCUUGCUACGGUUGUCACGUACCCCUAUAUUAUGGCCAAAGUCCGGAUCCAAGCUCGCACGGCUGAUAGCGAUGCCGGCGACCGGAAUGAUCUCCCCGCCCCCACGGGGACACCCAAGUCGAAGCCGAAGCAGCUAGGUGCCCUCGGUCUCCUUGUCAACGUGUUGCGCAAGGAAGGCGUCUCAGGAUGGUAUCAGGGAAUGUCGGCCCAAAUCAUCAAGGCCGUGCUUUCACAAGCUUUGUUGUUCGCGUCAAAGGAGCAGUUUGAGAGCUGGGCACUCGCCCUUAUGGUAAUGUUUGCCCGUAUGACAACAGCGUCGUGAUACACCGCACGGCGCAAAGCCUCCUUAUUAGUGUAGGUCCAUGUUUUGGGCUGCAGUUGAGCGGUUAUUGUAUUGGCGCAUCUUGAGUUUGAUAGACGGAGGGGGAUGUACCUUAGAUAUACUUCCGC
Messenger RNA from Coniophora puteana RWD-64-598 SS2, 1175 nucleotides. RefSeq names its product mitochondrial carrier. The transcript has 6 exons. The record is from RefSeq and is a predicted model, not a curated record. NCBI's taxonomy places the organism in Eukaryota, Fungi, Basidiomycota, Agaricomycetes, Boletales, Coniophoraceae. The coding region runs from base 1 to 1047 and encodes 348 amino acids. Gene Ontology annotation, biological process: transmembrane transport.